AUGCACGACCGCGGCGCAAACCACCACCUACAACAAAUCCCGCUCACUGUCUCUCCGGCGCUGCAGCUGCCCGUGGCGGUGACGUUACCAUACAGCUACCAGAGCCCACUUCCGCUGCGCCUGCCGCCAUCGUCGAGCGUUUCCAUCACGUCGCCGUCGGGGAACGUAAGCCAAACGCCGGCGGAGGUGGUCCACAGCUGCCACGUGCUGCUGUCGCACCUGCAGGCGCAGCGGGCGGCGGCGGAGUCGGCGGUGGCAGACUGGGAGGGCGGGAUUGCGGAGCGGGAGCUGAUGGAGAAGCGCCGGGUCGCCCCGGGAUACUUGGAUACGGGCAUUCAGAUACUAGAGCCUACGCGGAAGAACCAGGAGAGUCUGAUGGAUCAAGUGAGUGGCGAGGAUAAGGCGAAGGACGCAGAGGUGGGGGAGGAGUUGGAUCGCGUUUUUGGGAAGAUGGGCGUGUAG
Tricharina praecox is the source of this 462-nucleotide messenger RNA. RefSeq lists its product as uncharacterized. The transcript is spliced from 2 exons. The record is from RefSeq and is a predicted model, not a curated record. Bases 1 to 462 code for a protein of 153 amino acids. NCBI's taxonomy places the organism in Eukaryota, Fungi, Ascomycota, Pezizomycetes, Pezizales, Pyronemataceae.